AAUCUCACAUCAACAUUGUACCUUUUUCACGACAAAAUUCCUAUCACAAAUAAAUGGCUGCUUCAUUUGCCAUUCUCCUUUCUCUAUGGUCUCUUUGCUUCUCACUAAACCUAAUAAAACAAACAGACUUUCUCGAGAUGAAAAAGGCAAAAGAAUGAAUUUUUAAAAGGACGAAACAAUGGAGGAAUACAAGAGGACGAAGGAAGAAGAAGCCCUGAGUCAGAAGAAAGAAGAAGAGGAACUCUUGAAACUCCACAAACAAGAAGCUCUUCAAUUGCUCAAGAAGAAGGAGAAAACUGAUAAUCUGAUUAAGAAGGAGAAAGCGACCAAGAAGAAGAAGAACGAAAAUGUUGAUCCUAACAAACCCAAGAAGCCCGCUUCUUCAUACUCUCUCUUAAGCAAGGACGAAAGGAAGAGAUUGACUGAAAAAUGUCCCGGGACAAACAACUCUACUGAAUUGGGUGAAGAAGAGAAGCAAGUUUACAACAAAAAAGCCGCAAAACUGAUGGAAGCAUACAAAAAGGAAGUGGAAGCUUACAACAAGAAGUCUGCAGCUACCAGUAGCCAGAUCAUGUGAUGGAAAUUAGACUUAACGUAAGUACACUUAUAUGAUUUUUACGGGUUUGUCUAUAAAAUCACGUAAUUUUU
This is a messenger RNA of Arabidopsis arenosa, 648 nucleotides long. Lineage: Eukaryota; Viridiplantae; Streptophyta; Magnoliopsida; Brassicales; Brassicaceae. The record is from the annotation of a GenBank genome assembly.